Messenger RNA from Xyrichtys novacula (pearly razorfish), 23758 nucleotides. The record is from the annotation of a GenBank genome assembly. NCBI's taxonomy places the organism in Eukaryota, Metazoa, Chordata, Actinopteri, Labriformes, Labridae.
AUGGGGCUGAGGGUGAUGUGGGUGGCUGCGGGGCAGAGUCUACAGUAAGGUUGUUUGAUAUGGUAUUUAAAGUGUUUUCCUGGUGUUGGGAGUGACAGUGGGGAUAUAUAUAUAUAUAUAUAUAUGUACAUGAACAACAAUAAUAACAAAAAAAAAUACUAAUAAUUUUACUACCAGAAAGUUGAUCAUUAAAAAACAAAUGUUUCGUUUAGUCUCAGUGCGAGUGUGAACAACAAUAUGAUUAAAGAUUGAACAUGACUUUAUUGUCAUUACCACACACACACACACACACACACACACACACAAAUUAAGAUGGCGGACAGCAGCAGCUCUGGCUCCAUAAUAAAGAGGCCGAGCUGAAAGUUCUCGCGGACUUUGUUGAACUUUUCCCACUCUCUCUGGACUAAUGAGCGGCCUUCGCCGCCUCUGACGGCUCGGUACCCGGUUCAGUGUUUCCCCGGAAAUGGCCCAAAGAUCCUUCGUCGUCUGAAGCUGAACUUCGGUCCAUUUCAGGCCGGAAAGGUAAGAACGCCCGUGCUAGCUUAGCAUCAAGCUAACUGUUUGUUAUGGUGGUGUGUCGGAGUCUGAGCGGACCCCCCAGGUUAACCGAUAAACAACAGAAACCGAUUAUUCAUCUGUUAGUCCAACUGACCGACAAACCGACGGUAUGAGCGAGUAUGAGGCGGAAAAGAGACGUUGAGGGAGCGGGUACCAGGUAUCGGACUGAGACGGUACUGCUCGGCUAGCUAACGGGGGAACUGCUUCGGUACAGAGCCAAGGUAAGAAGUACUUCACAAUACUGCAGUAUUUCUGACUGUAAUACUCCAACAAUACUACUGAUGAAGUACUACACAAUACUGCAGUAUUUCUGACUGUUAUACUCCAACAAUACUACUGAUGAAGUACUUGACAAUACUGCAGAAUGUCUGACAGUAGUACUCCAACAAUGCCACUCAUGAAGUACUAUACAAUACUGCAGUAUUUCUGACCGUAAUACUCUAACAAUACUAAUUAUGAAGUAUUGCACAAAACUGCAGUAUUGACGGUUAACUUGAUUUUUCUGCUUAUAAACUACAUAUUACUGCAUUUUUUACUGAAUAUUUAAAAUGAUAUACUGCCAAAGUACUUCACAUAACUGCGGUAUUUCUGAUACUUCGAAAUGAUCUUAAAUGCCACGAUUUCUAAUCGUAGUACUUUGAAAGAACAAGCUUUACUACCGUUUGCUCUAUUUUAAUUGUGGUUCUAUAACCUUUUUUCCUAGUUUUUACUGCAGAUUUUUUUUUAAUCAUUACUGCAGUAUAUUUGUUUGUCUGUAGUUUCUCUGUGUACUCUCAGUCUGUAGUUUCUCUGUGUACUCUCAGUCUGUAGUUUCUCUGUGUACUCACUCUGUAGAUUCUGUGUACUCUCAGUCUGUAGUUUCUCUGUGUACUCUCAGUCUGUAGUUUCUCUGUGUACUCUCAGUCUGUAGUUUCUCUGUGUACUCUCAGUCUGUAGUUUCUCUGUGUACUCUCAGUCCGUAGUUUCUCUGUGCACUCUCAGUCUGUAGUUUCUCUGUGUACUCUCAGUCUGUAGUUUCUCUGUGUACUCACUCUGUAGAUUCUGUGUACUCUCAGUCUGUAGUUUCUCUGUGUACUCUCAGUCUGUAGUUUCUCUGUGUACUCUCAGUCCGUAGUUUCUCUGUGCACUCUCAGUCUGUAGUUUCUCUGUGUCCUCUUAGUCUGUAGAUUCUCUGUGUACCCUCAGUCCGUAGUUUCUCUGUGCACUCCUUGUCUGUAGUUCAUGUACCCUUAGGUACCUUGAGAAGGCCCGUCUUUAAUUCCUCUAUCUGUGCGACUAUCACAGUGGAUUGGUGUGUGUGUGUGUUUGUGUGUGUUUUAUCAGUUAUUGGUUGUCUUGUCAUCAGUAAGUGGUUGUUCAUUAAUUGGUUAAUGUUCUGUUAUUGAUUAGUUAUAGAUUGGUAACUGAUCAGUUGGUGGUUUGUUCAGUUCAGAACCAGAACCAGCUUUUUUUGAAGGUGACUGGGGUAAACUUUCCCCGCUGCGAUCAAACAUUAAAGAUGAAAUGUUACAAAAAAAAACAGUCAGUUCAAACUGAAUGAGAUGUGAAGUAAUAAAGAUAAUACAGUAGUAUGAAAGAAUCAUUAUAUUCCAGGUUCACGUCCAUGAGGUAAAAAAACUUUAUGAUUACAACAUUAAAACUUAUAUACAGUUUAAACUUAAAUACAGUUAAAUGAACUUAAACAGUUAAAUACAGUUAAGUACAGAGGUCUGAGUCUCAUUACAGAUAAACUCUUUUAGAGUUAUAAUGUCAUCUACAGUCUCAGUGGUCUCUCUUUCUGUGUUGUUAUUUCACAUUAUUGAAGUAAUUGUACCUGUGAGUAUCUGCAGUAAUAAUCAAUAUCUGCAGUGAUCAGUUAUAACCUGUUAGUGAUUAGUUAAACCGUUAGUGAUCAGUUAGUGAUCAGUUAGUGAUCAGUUCUAAACCUUUAGUGAUCACUUAUAAAGCGUUUAGUGAUCAGUAAUAAAGGGUUAGUGAUCAGUUAGUGAUCAGUUAUGAACUGUAAACGAUCAGUUAUAAACCGUAAUUGAUCAGUUCCAACCUGUUAGUGAUCAGUUAUUACUGUUAGUGAUAAGUUAGUGAUCAGUUCUAAACUGUUAGUGAUCAGUUAUAAAGCGUAAGUGAUCAGUAAUUAAGGGUUAGUGAUCAGUUAGUGACUAGUAAUAAAGCAUUAGUGAUCAGUUAUGAAGCGUGAGUGAUACGUUAUAAACUGUUAGUGAUCAGUUAUAAAGCGUGAGUGAUCAGUUAUAAACUGUUAGUGAUCAGUUAUCAACCGUUAGUGAUCAGUUAUAAACUGUAAUUGAUCAGUUAUAAACUGUUAGUGAUCAGUUCCAACCUGUUAGUGAUCAGUUAUAAACUAUUAGUGAUAAGUUGGUGAUCAGUUCUUAGCUGUUGGUGAUCAGUUCUAAACUGCUGGUGAUCAGUUCUAAACCGUUGGUGAUCAGUUAUAAACCGUUAUUAAUCAGUUAUUAACGGUUAGUGAUCAGUUAUAAACCGUUAGUGAUCAGUUAUACACUGUUAGUGAUCGGUUAUAAACCGUUAGUGAUCAGUUAUACACUGUUAGUAAUCGGUUAUAAACCGUAAGUGUUCAGUUAUAAACCAUAAGUGAUCAGUUAUAAACUGUUAGUGAUCUGUUAGUGAUCAGUUCUAAACUGUUAGUGAUCAGUUAUAAACCGUUAGUCAUCAGUUAUAAACUGUUAGUGAUCAGUUGGUGAUCAGUUAUAAACCGUUAGUGAUCAGUUAUAAACUGGUAGUGAUCAGUUAUAAACUGUCAGUGAUCGGUUACCGAUCAGUAAUAAAGCAUUAGUGAUCAGUUUUGUCUCUGUUAUCUGUGUUUUUCUCUUGUUUAUCUUUGUGUCAAUUUUAUUUUUUGUUUUGUAUUUUCUUGUUGUGUGUUUUCUUGUGUGGUUUUUUUUACGUGAUGUAUUUUGACAUUUCUGGUUAAAUUUUGUUGAUUUGUAAAAAUAAUCGAGUUGUUAAACCAAGCUUUAUCGUCUUAGAAUAAGGAAGAGUGCGUCUGUGCAUGUGUGUGCAGAUCAGUAACCCGGUCAGUCUGCCUGCAGCAGCCACUGCAAAGCAUGAUGGGAGCAGUGGGAGGAGGGACAGAUCCCCCCUUCCCCUCCCCCUUCUCUGGCUCUGUCUCUCUCUCUGACUCUGGCUGCUGAUUGGCUGCUCGCUUGCCCAGCUGACUGCCUUCUGUCAGACACAGAUAGAGGGAGGGAGGGUGAUGGAGGCUUCAGCGAUGGGGUGAGCUGCCAUUUUCUCGUUCUUUAUCCUCUUUCUCUUCUUCUUUCUCUAUCCAUCACUCUUUUCUCUCUGCGUUUAUUCUGGACUCAUUAUUUUAGUGGGGGGGUGGGAGGAGAAGGGUGAGGAUGCAGGAGGGAGGAUGUUGUUGGGUGAUGCAGAGGAACAGGGAGUAUAAUGGGGGGCGGCGGGGGGGGGGGGGGGGGGUGUCACUGUCCUCUAUUGUUUCUUCUCCUCCGUGGCAGUUUUCUUCUUCUGUGGUUUUUAAUCAUCAUCUGUUCCCUGCGAUGGGUGGGUGGGUGGGUGGGGGGGGCGGCAAGUGAUGAAGGGAGUGGACGGGGGUGGGGGUGAAACAUAAAUGACGGGAGGGGGGACUAUAUCAGUGACAGACCUUCGGGUGUGUGUGUGUGUGUGUGUGUGUGGGGUGGGGGUGGGGGGGUAAAAUCUUAGUUAAUAUGACUCUGAAGGAUCUGAACUAAACAUCUAACCCAGAGUCUGACCCUGAAAGCUAAAAACCACAAAACUCACAAUCAAAACAAUUUGGUGACCAGCUGACUGUGUUAAAGUGAUCAGAUGAUUGUGUUAAAGUGAUCAGCUGACUGUGUAAAAGUGAUCAGCUGACAAUUUUAUAGUGAUCAGCUGACUGUGUUAAAGUGAUCAGCUGACUGUGUUAAAGUGAUCAGCUGACUGUGUUAAAGUGAUCAGCUGACUGUUGUAAAUUGAUCAGCUGAUUGUUGUAAAAAUGUGAUCAGCUGACUGUGUUAGAGUGAUCAGCGACUGUUUAAAAGUGAUCAGCUGACUGUGUUAAAGUGAUCAGCUGAUUGUUGUAAAAAUGUAAUCAGCUGAUUGUGUUUAAGUGAUUAGCUGACUGUGUUAAAGUGAUCAGCUGACUGUUGUUAAGUGACCAACUGAUUGUGUUUAAGUGAUCAGCUGACUGUCUUUUAGUGAUUAGCUGUCCCUGUUAAAGUGAUAAGCUGAUUGUUGUAAAGUGAUCAGCUGACUGUGUUAAAGUGAUCAGCUGACUGUGUUAAAGUGAUCAGCUGACUGUGUUAAAGUGAUCAGCUGACUGUUGUAAAUUGAUCAGCUGAUUGUUGUAAAAAUGUGAUCAGCUGACUGUGUUAGAGUGAUCAGCGACUGUUUAAAAGUGAUCAGCUGACUGUGUUAAAGUGAUCAGCUGAUUGUUGUAAAAAUGUAAUCAGCUGAUUGUGUUUAAGUGAUUAGCUGACUGUGUUAAAGUGAUCAGCUGACUGUUGUUAAGUGACCAACUGAUUGUGUUUAAGUGAUCAGCUGACUGUCUUUUAGUGAUUAGCUGUCCCUGUUAAAGUGAUAAGCUGAUUGUUGUAAAGUGAUCAGCUGACUGUGUUAAAGUGAUCAGCUGAUUGUUGUUAAGUGACCAACUGAUUGUUUUAAAGUGGUUAGCUGUCAGUGUUAAAGUGAUAAGCUGAUUGUUGUAAAUUGAUCAGCUGAUUGUUGUAAAAAUGUGAUCAGCUGACCGUGUUAAAGUGAUCAGCUGACUGUUGUAAAUUGAUCAGCUGACUGUGUUUAAGUGAUCAGUUGAUUGUUGUAAAAAUGUGAACAGCUGACUGUUUUAAAGUGAUCAGCUGAUUGUUAUAAAGCGAUCAGCUGACUGUGUUAAAGUGAUCAGCUUACUGUCUUAAAGUGAUCAGCUGACUGUGUUAGCGUGAUCAGCUGAUUGUUUUAAAGUGAUUAGCUGAUUGUUGUAAAGUACUCAGCUGACUGUGUUAGCGUGAUCAGCUGACUGUGUUAGAGUGAUCAGCUGACUGUGUAAAAGUGAUCAGCUGACUGUCUUAAAGUGAUCAGCUGACUGUUGUUAAGUGGUCAGCUGAUUGUUGUUAAGUAAUCAGCUGAUUUUUUUAAAGUGAUCAGCUGACGGUUGUAGAGUGAUCAGCUGAUGGUUGUAGAGUGGUCAGCUGACCGUGGUAAAGUGAUCAGCUGACUGUUUAAAAGUGAUCAGCUGACUGUGUUAAAGUGAUCAGCUGACUGUGUUAAAGUGAUCAGCUGAUUGUUGUAAAAAUGUGAUCAGCUGAUUGUGUUUAAGUGAUUAGCUGAAUGUGUUAGUGAUCAGCUGACUGUGUUUAAGUGAUCAGCUGAUUGUUUUAAAUGUUCAGCUGAUGGUUGUAAAGUGAUUAGCUGAUUGUUGUAAAGUACUCAGCUGAUUGUGUUAAAGUAAUCAGCUGAUGGUUCAAGAGUGAUCAGCUGAAGGUGUUAUUUUAAAGUGAUCAGCCGACUGUUUUAAAGUGAUCAGCUGACUGUGUUAGCGUGAUCAGCUGACUGUGUAAGAGUGAUCAGCUGACUGUGUAAAAGUGAUCAGCUGACUGUGUUAGCGUGAUUAGCUGUGUUAGAGUGAUCAGCUGAUUGUGUUAAAGUGAUCAGCUGAUGGUUGUUGAGUGAUUAGCUGACUGUUGUAGAUUGAUGUGCUGACUUGUGAAGUGAUCAGCUAAUGAUUGUAAAGUGAUCAGCUGAUGGUUGGAACGUGAUCAGUCGACUGUGUUAAAGUGAUCAGCUUAUUAUGUUGAUGUAUUUAACUGUUUUUUUUACAGUUAUUUUACUCAGUACUGCAGUACUUGAGCUGUACUACAGUACUGCAGAACUGCAGGAGUACAGUACAGUUGCAGUACUAUCUCUUUUUGCGGUGUCUUUGCUCCGCCUCCUGCAGGUCAGCAGAGGGUCAUCCAUUAUGGCAGCAGCGUCGUACGACCAGCUGCUGAGGCAGGUGGAGGUGUUAAAGAUGGAGAACUCGAACCUGAGACAGGAGCUGCAGGACAACUCCAACCAUCUGACCAAGCUGGAGACCGAGGCCUCCAACAUGAAGGUACGUGAUCAAAGAUGAGAUCAUCACUCUGAUCACCUGACGAUCAGCUGAUCUCCUCUGACUCUCACCUGGACGUUAACUCUCAUCACCUGAGAGUCUCUUCGCUGUUUUACUCUUGUUGUUCUGCUUUAAUAUUCUCAACGCCACGUCCUUCCUCCAGAGACGCACAUUCACUUCCCAGUUCCUGUUUCUUUUCCUGUUUCUUUUUCCUUUCCUGUGUCCUGUGUCCUGUGUCCUGUUUCCUGUUUCCUGUUUCCUGUUUUGUGUGUUGAAGCUCAAGUGUCAGUGUGAGAGUUCUGAGAGGUCAGAAUCAUGAGGAUAUUUGAGCACUGUCAUGAGGAUAUUUGAGCACUGUCGCUUUAUUGUGGUGAGAGACUAACACGCAGGCAGACAGAGACAGAGAGAGAGAGAGAGAGAGAGAGAGAGAGACACUCUGUGUGUGUGUGUGUGUGUGUGUGUGUGUGUGUGUGUGUGUGUGUGUGUGUGUGUGUGUGUGUGUGUGUGUGUCUGUAGAAUCCUGUCUCACUGGUCUGUGACUCUGCUGUCCCCCUAUGGCACAAUCAGGAAUCACUGCUAUAAACUCUGAUGUUCUUUGCUCCUGAAACAGGAAGUGCUGAAGCAGCUGCAGGGAACCAUAGAAGAAGAAUCUGGAGAGGCGUCUGGAUCUCAGCUGGAGCUGAUCGAGAGACUGAAGGGUGUGACACACGCACAGACACAGACAUGCACACAGACAAACACAUUACACACUCAUAGACUCACAGACAGUUGACGUCUCGCUAAAACUCGGUGCCUGCCCCCCCCCCCCCCCCCAGUGCGCCUCAUAUACCCAUACAUACGGACAGACGCCAAGAACUGCAGCGUAAAAAUAGUUUAUUUUGUAGCUGCAGUGCACCGGAGUGUGUGUGUGCGUGUGUGCGUCUAAUCUGGUGUGUCCUGACUUCCAGAGAUGAGUCUGGAUUCUGCAGGUUUUAAGCCCAGAUCGAGGCCUCUCCUACCUCCCUCUUCCUCCUCCUCCUCCUCCUCCGCCUCCUCUGGGUCUGGAGCUCCUGCAGGAGCCGCUGGAGGCGCCUCCACCCCUGCUGCCUUCCCCAGGAGAGGGCUGCCAUCUGCGGGGAAAGACAGCCACGACCGCUGCCUGGAGGAGCUGGAGAAGGAGAGGUACUGUAAAGAGUACUACUACUAGUACAAGUCCAUCCACCUUAAAGAGUUCUACUACUACUACUACAGGUUCAACCACUGUAAAGAGUACUACUACAGGUUCAAUCACUUAAGCGUACUACUACUACUACUAGAAGUCUAACCACUGUAAAGAGUACUACUAUUACAAGUCUAACCACUGUUAAUAGUACUACUACCAAUAUAAGUCUAACCACUGUAAAGAAUACUACUACUACAAGUCUAACCACUGUUAAUAGUACUACUACCAAUAUAAGUCUAACCACUGUAAAGAGUACGACUAUUACAACAAGUCUAACCACUGUAAAGAGAACUACUUCUACUAAAGGUUCAAUCACUGUAAAGAGUUCUACUACUACUACAAUUCUAACUACUGUAAAGAGUACUACUAAUACUACUAUAGGUUCAACCACUGCAAAGAGUACUACCACUACGACAAUUCUAACCACUGUAAAGAGUACUACUACUACAAGUCUAACCACUGUAAAGAGUACUACUACUACUACUACAAAUACUAAUAUAAGUGAAACAACUGUAAAGAGUACUACUACUUCAGGUUCAAUCACUGUAAAGUGUACAGCUACUCCUACAAAUCCAAUCACUGUAAAGUGUACUACUGCUACUACAGGUUCAACCACUGUUAAGAGUACUACUACCACUACUACUACUACAAGUCUAACCACUGUAAAGAGUACUACUACUUCAGGUUCAAUCACUGUAAAAAGUAGUACCGCUACUACAAAUCCAAUCACUGUAAAGAGUACUACUACUACUACAGGUUCAAUCACUGUAAAGAGUACUACUACUACUACAAGUCCAAUCUCAGUAAAGAGUACUACUACUUCUACAGGUUGAACCACUGUAAAGAGUACUACUACUACUACAAGUCCAAUCACUGUAUAGAGUACUACUCCUUCAGGUUAAAUCACUGUAAUGUGUACUACCACUAGUAUCAGUCCAACCACUGUAAAGAGUUCAACUACAACUACAGGUUCAACCACUGUAAAGAGUACUAUUACAGGUUCAAUCACUGUAAAGCGUACUACUACUUCUGCAAGACCAAGCACUGUAAAGAGUACGGUUCCAACCAAUGUAAAAAGUACUACAGGUCCAACCACUGUAAAGAGUUCUACUACUAGUACUACAAGUCUAAACACUGUUAAGAGUACUACUACUUAUACAAGUCUAACCACUGUAAUUAGUGCUACUAUUACUACAGGUUCAAGCACUGUAAAGAGUUCUACUACUACUACAAGUCUAACCUCUGUAAAGGCUACUUCUACUACUACUAUAGGUUCAACCACUUUAAAGCGUACAACUACUACUACAAGUCUAACCACUGUAAAGAAGAGUACUACUACAACUACAAGUCCAAUUACUGUAAAGAGUAAUACUGCUACUACAGGUUCAACCACUGUAAAGAGUACUACUUCUACUACUAAUACAAUUCUAACCACUGUAAAGAGUACUACUUUAGAUUCAAUCACUGUAAAGACUACUACUACUACUACUACUACUUCAAAUCCAAUCACUGUAAAGAGUACUACUGCUACUACAGGUUCAACCACUGUAAAGAGUUCUACUACUACUACUACUACUACUACAAGUCUAACCACUGUCAAGAGUACUACUACUUCAGGUUCAAUCACUGUGAACUGUACAGCUACUACUAUAAAUCCAAUCACUGUAAAGAGUACUACUGCUACUACAGGUUCAACCACUGUAAAGAGUUCUACUACUACUACUACUACUACUACUACAAGUCUAACCAUUGUAAAGAGUACUACUACUUCAGGUUCAAUCACUGUAAAGAGCAGUACUGCUACUACAAGUCCCAUCAAUGUAAAGAGUACGACUACUACUACUACUUCAGGUUCAAUCACUGUAAAGAGCAGUACUGCUACUACAAGUCCCAUCAAUGUAAAGAGUACGACUACUACUACUACUACAGGUUCAAUCACUGUAAAGAGUACUACUACUACUACUACUACUACAAGUCCAAUCUCUGUAAAGAGUACUACUACUACUACAAGUCCAAUCACUGUAAAGAGCACUAAUACAGGUCCAACCACUGUAAAACGUACUACUACUACUACUACUACAAGUCUAACCACUGUUAAGAGUACUACUACUAAUACAAGUGUAACCACUGUAAAGAGUACUACUACAGAUUCAAUCACUGUAGAGUGUUCUGCUACUAUUACAAGUCUAACCUCUGUAAUGAGUACUACUGCUAGUACAAGUCCAAUCACUGUAAAGAGUACUACUACUUCUACAGGUUCAACCAGUGUAAAGAGUACUACUACUACUACUGCCACUUCAAGUGUAACCACUUUAAAGAGUACUACUACUAGUACAAGUCCAAUCACUGUAAAGAGUAGUACUACUACUACAAGUCCAAUCACUGUAAAGAAAACUACUACUACUACUACUACAGGGUCUAUCACUGUAAAGUCUAAUACUGCUACUACAGGUUCAACCACUGUAAAGAGUACUACUACUACUACUACAAGUCUAACCACUGUAAAGAGUACUACUACUUCAGGUUCAAUCACUGUAAAGUGUACAGCUUCUCCUACAAAUCCAAUCACUGUAAAGUGUACUACUGCUACUACAGGUUCAACCACUGUAAAGCAUACUACUACUUCAGGUUCAAUCACUGUAAAGAGUAGUACCGAUACUACUACAAGUCCAAUCUCAGUAAAGAGUACUACUACUUCUACAGGUUCAACUACUGUAAAGAGUACUACUACUACUACAAGUCCAAUCACUGUAAAGAGUACUACUCCUUCAGGUUAAAUCACUGUAAUGUGUACUACCACUAGUAUCAGUCCGACCACUGUAAAGAGUUAUAAUACAACUACAGGUUCAACCACUGAAAAGAGUACUACUACAGGUUCAAUCACUGUAAAGCGUACUACUACUACUACAACACUAAGCACUGUAAAGAGUACAGGUCCAACCACUGUAAAAAGUACUACUACUACUACAGGUCCAACCUCUGUAAAGAGUACUUCUACUACUACUAGAGGUUCAACCACUUUAAGAGUACUACUACUACAAGUCUAACCACUGCAAAGAGGAGUACUACUUCUACUACAAGUCCAAUCACUGUAAAGAGUAAUACUGCUAUUACAGGUUAAACCACUGUUAAGAGUACUACUACUACUACAAUUCUAACCACUGUAAAGAGUACUACUACUUCAGGUUCAAUCACUGUAAAGAGUACUACUGCUACUACUACAAAUCCAAUCACUGUAAAGAGUAAUACUGCUACUACAGGUUCAACCACUGUAAAGAGUUCUACUACUUCUACUACAAGUCUAACCACUGUCAAGAGUACUACUAGUUCAGGUUCAAUCACUGUAAAUUGUACCGCUACUACUACAAAUCCAAUCACUGUGAAGAGUACUACUUCUACUACUGGUUCAACCACUGCAAAGAGUUCUACUACUACUACUACUACUACUACUACUACUACUCAGAGUCUAACCACUGUAAAGAGUACUACUACUUCAGGUGCAAUCACUGUACAAAGCAGUACUGCUUCUACAAGUCCAAUCACUGUAAAGAGUACUACUACUUCUACAGGUUCAAUCACUGUAAAGAGUACUACAACUACUACUACUACUACAAGUCCAAUCUCUGUAAAGAGUACUACUACUACUACAAGUCCAAUCACUGUAAAGAGUACUACUCCUUCAGGUUCAAUCACUGUAAAGUGUACUACUACUAGUACAAGUCCAACCACCGUAAAGAGUUCUACUACAACUACAGGUUCAACCACUGUAAAGAGCACUACUACAGGUUCAAUCACUGUAAAGCGUACUACUACUACUACAAGACUAAGCACUGUAAAGAGUACAGGUCCAACCACUGUAAAAAGGACUACUUCUACUACUACUAGUACUACAAGUCUAACCACUGUUAAGAGUACUACUAUUACUACAGGUUCAAUCACUGUAAAGAGUUCUACUACUACUACAAGUCUAACCUCUGUAAUGAGUACUACUGCUAGUACAAGUCCAAUCACUGUAAAGAGUACUACUACUACUACAGGUUCAACCACUGUAAAGAGUACUAUUACUACUACGACUACAAGUGUAACCACUGUUAAGAGUACUACUACUAAUACAAGUCUAACCACUGUAAAGAGUUCUACUAUUACUACAGGUUCAAUCACUGUAAAGAGUUCUACUACUACUACAAGUCUAACCUCUGUAAUGAGUACUACUGCUAGUACAAGCCCAAUCACUGUAAAGAGUACUACUACUACUACAGGUUCAACCACUGUAAAGAGUACUACUACUACUAUGACUACAAGUGUAACCACUGUAAAUAGUACUACUACUACUACAGGUUCAACCACUGUAAAGAGUACUACUACUACUACCACCACUACAAGUGUAACCACUGUAAAGAGUACUACUACUAGACACAGUCCAAUCACUGUAAAGAGUACUACUACUACUACAAGUCCAAUCACUUUAAAGAAUACUACUAUUACUACAGGGUCUAUCACUGUAAAGAGUACUACUACUACUACUACAGGUUCAAUCACUGUAAAGAGUACCACGACUACUUUUACUACAAGUCACAGCCUCAUGUGUAGUUGUAGUCACAGGUGUAGUCACAGUUUCAGGUGUUUUUGUAGUUCUUUUUGUGUUUGCUGCCAUGUUUGUAGUUCUUACAGAUUUGUGAUGUUUCAGUCUCCCGUGUGUGUCCUGCCCUCUGAUUGGUUGCUGCUGUGUGACAGAUCUCUCCUAUUGUCUGAGCUGGAAAAGGAGGAGAAGGAGAAGGACUGGUACUACGCUCAGCUGCAGAAUCUCACUAAGAGGAUUGACAGCCUGCCGCUCACAGAGAACGUAAGCACCCACCUGUGUUCACCUGCUGGGUCAGAACCCUCGUCAUGCUGUCUCUGCAGACUGAGCCAGAGUGUCCAGGUCGCAGCUUUAGUGUUCAGGGUUCAAAACUUUCACCUGAAGGUCUGGAAAAAGAAGACCUUGGGUCGUUUUAAGUUUCAUAAAAAAAUCUGCUGAAGGUGUUAAAUUUGAAGAUCGCACUUUUAAAGCUAAUCAGAAUAUUUGUCUGUUCAGGAACACACAAAUGAAACUCUGGGACCUCAGAAUCCUUUUAUUCACAGACUGAUCUGGGCCCAGAGAGAACCGAGUAUUUGAACCAGCGCAGCGUCUCUCACCUUUACUGUGAAAAGAUUAGCCAAUGUCUUCGUGUCAAGUUGUCCGACUAGGCCAAUCAGAACUUUACCCAGAUGAGCUUUGAGACUGGAUUUUAUAAGUGAGAACCAGCCGAGUGAAGGUGGACGUGGCGGCGGCUUCAAAACGAAAAAUGUGGUGGAACAGAGUUGCACUUAGAGUCGACCCGGCUUUGGUGGACAAGAUGAAAUCCUUUUAGGUGAAACGUCAAACUUUGAAAUGUCUUUUCCUCUGUGUGUAAUCACAGCAGCGGCGUUUUGUCGACCUUUUGUGGUGAUGAUAAAGUCAAAAUGAAUCAGUGAGGAUAGGAACUGUCUGUCCAGGGGCAUGUCUCAGAUUUCUGGACAUCAGGGGCUGAACCCUUCAUCAUUAAGAUCUUUCAGAGGAUGAGACAUAAACGCUCUCGUCUAACUGUUUGAUUAUUCCGAUGAAGAUUGCUCACAGGAGUAUAGGGUUCAGAAUCCUCUGAUGAGUUCAAUGUUGUGAAGGAAAUCUCUUUGUCUUUAUUAAAUUAUCAUUAUGAAACCAAGACAAUCCUGUUUGAUUUGAAGGAGCUGAACCUGAGCGUCUAACCUGAGCGUCUAACCUGACCGAGAAGAUCUCUGACAGUCAGAGCACAGAGCGGCUGAGCCCGGCAAGAACAUGGCUUCAUGGUGUCCCAAAUCCAAAACUCCUCAGAGACCAUUCCUCUAUCAAACAUUUUUUUAUGUUCUUAACGUCUAAAAUCUUCAAAAAGCCCCAAAAGCCUGAAGUUUGACGUACAAGCAGGUGAUCUCAACUGCCUGUGGAUUAACCAGCAGACAGAAUAACGAGAGUUUAAACAGACCGCAGGUCACUUACAGACCACACUUCCCAUGAUUCCUUGCUGCUGUCAAGGUCACAUUGUGUUGUUUGUAGUUCACUCUGCAGACAGACAUGAGUCGCCGUCAGCUGGAGUUUGAAGCUCGUCAAAUCCGCUCGGCGAUGGAGGAGCAGCUGGGCACCUGUCAGGAGAUGGAGAGGAGAGCUCAGGUGAGAAAGACACACCUGCAGCUGACACAGCCGGGCGCCCCCUGCUGGAGAGAACAGCAAACACCAGUUAAACACAUGGUCCUGCCAGGUUCCUACGCUUGCAACAACCAUAUACACCCCCCCCCCCCCCCCCCCCCACACACACACACACACACACACACACACACACACACAGAACAGAAAGGGUUAAAACACUGGCACUGACUGUGUGUGUGUGUGUGUGUCUGUCUGUCUGUGUGUCUGUCUGUCUGUCUGUCUGUCUGUCUGUCUGUCUGUCCGCAGGCUCGUGUGUCCCGUAUUCAGCAGAUAGAGAAGGACAUUCUGAGGCUGGGGGCUCGUCUGCAGGUAAACUCACCUGAACACAGUCUACAAUUUUGUCCUGUAGCUCUGUGACGUCCUGAUGGUAUAACAAACACUGAAGUUACUGUGGAUGUUCAUAACUCUGCAGGGAAAUCUCGGAGUGUUACACUGUUAUAGUACUGUACUGUAACAGUGUUAAACUGUAACUGUCAAGCAGACAGAGUGAAUUCUAUGUCGCAGUUUUUACAGUGUUUAUAUAAAUGAUUAUGGUAUACAUUAUAACUGAUGUCAUAAAUGUAUUUCUAAACCUGGUGUUUGGGGUUGAGUGUUUUUUACGGUGUUCAUUUAUACAGUGUAAAUAAGAAAGAAAUACAUCAGUGAAAUUCAAUGAAGACAUAUUUGUAAAGAGCUACUUGAACCUUAAAAAAAACAGUUGAACUGUUUGUAAUGUUAAUUUUAGUGAGCAGCUCUGACCUCUCUCUGUCUGUCUCUCUCUCUCUCUCGCUUUCUCUCCCUCUUUCUCUCUCUCUCCCUCUCCCUCUCCCCCUCUCUCUGUCUGUCUCUCUCUCUCUCUGUCUCCCCCCCUUUCUCUCUCCCUCACUCUCUCUCUCUCUCUCUCUGCCACCCCCUCUCUAUAUGUCUCUCUCUCUCUCUCUCUCUCUCUCUCUGCCACCCCCUCUCUAUAUGUCUCUCUCUCUCUCUCUUUCUCUCUCUCAAUCCCUCUCUCUCCCUCUCUCUCUUUCUCCCUCUCUCUCUGUCUCUCUCUGUCUUCCCCCUCUCUUUCUCUUUCUCCCUCUCUCUCUGCCCCCCCCCUUUGUCUCUCUUUCUCUCUGUAUAUAUAUAUCGCUCUCUGCCCCCCCUCUCAUUCUCCCUUUCUCUCUCUCUCUCUCGCUCUCGCUCUCUCUCUCUCUCUAUCUCUCUCUCUCUCUCAGUUGGAGGAAGGUCAGGGGCCGAGUGACAGUAGCAGCGGAUUGAUUGGAGCUCAUGUGAGGACAUUUUUUUUCGACCUUAUUGUUCCUCUAAACUUUCAAAUGUUUACUUUGAACUAAUGUCAUUCCUUUUUUCAUGCAGAGCUCCAGCAGCCGAUUGGACCACGAUCCAGCCAAUGAGGCGAGCUUUUCUGUGCCACGACGAAUCACCAGCCACCUGGGAACCAAGGUGUGUCAGCAAAUAGCAUCCAUGUUAACAUUUGCAAGAUUUCUUGAUCUGAUAAAAAGUUUGAGGGAUUGUAAAAUCUGGAUCUGCUGUUAAUACGUGCGCGAAAUUCAAUAAUCCAAUCAUGACGGUCGUUUACGAGCACUGAGUUUAAUUCAGAUUAGAAACAUUUGGACAUGCGCAGAGUUGUCUAAGUGCCCUUACACAACCACAGAAGAAGAAAAGUUGUAUUGACGCAUGUCUUGUCAACAAACCAACAAACGCAGUAGAGGCUCACUUCAUCCAAUUCAGGAUUUUUCCCUCUGUUAGAUGUCAUCACCAGAUGGCACCCUUACUUACUUAGUUGACUUUUCUGUCAAAGGUUGCACUGAGCGUACAGAUGUGACAUCAUUACGCUGUAUCUGCACCUGAUGCCGUAUCUUUAUGUGGCUGUCUCCAUGGAGACGGUGCAAACUGUCAAAUGUUCACCUGUGAUGUCGCCACCUGCAGGUGGAGAUGGUGUACAGUCUCCUGUCCAUGCUGGGGACUCAUGAUAAAGACGACAUGUCGCGGACGCUGCUUGCCAUGUCCAGCUCCCAGGACUCGUGCAUCGCCAUGCGUCAGUCCGGCUGUCUGCCUCUGCUCAUUCAGCUGCUGCACGGCAACGACAAGGAUUCCUUGUUGCUAGGUAACCUGGAAAUCACUAACACGAGUCCAAACAAAUGAAUGGAGUUAUUCCUGUGUAUAAAUGUGACUGUGGUCUGAUGUUACUGUCCUGUUGCCAAGGUAACUCCCGCGGCAGUAAAGAAGCGCGCGCUCGGGCAUCAGCAGCGCUGCACAACAUCGUUCACAGCCAGCCGGAUGAUAAGCGUGGGCGGAGAGAGAUCAGGGUGCUCCACCUGCUGGAGCAGGUGCGUCAUUACUGUGAGGCGUGCUGGAGCUGGCAGGAGAACCAUGAGCGGGGCGUCGACCAGGAGGACAACCCCAGUGAGUGAUGUUAUGCCAAACCACUUAAGAGCUAUGACUGUGUGUGUGUGUGUGUGUGUGUGUGUAUGUGUGUGUGUUGUUUGUAACCCAUGUCUGAUGUUGUGUGUUCAGUGCCUUCUCCCGUGGAACAUCAGAUUUGCCCCGCCGUCUGUGUCCUGAUGAAACUUUCCUUCGAUGAGGAACACCGCCACGCCAUGAACGAGCUGGGUAAGGCACGAGCGCACAGACUGUUAAUACUGAAGACUGGUUCCUAACACAGAGAGACCUUUAUCCAGACUGAACGACUGUUUAUCUCGGGGGUGCCCAGACUUUGUUGGCUACUGAGCUACUUCUGAAGCGACCAGCUGAAGACGGUCUCUCUGUCGACCCAAAAACCAGAGGCCUUCAUACCAACAUGUUCAAAAACAGCAGAAGUCGGCGUCCAUGUCGGUUCUUUACAGGAAAAAAGGUUGCUAACUGUCUGCUGCUGCUUGUCCCUCAUCAGUUUGAACAGUUGAGUCUUCUCCUAAAUGAGGAUUAAUCGGCACUUUCUUCCAAGUUCUGGUUCCUUUAUAGACCCAAAAUUAAGGCAUGCACAGAAAAUUCAGCCACCAAAAAUGUCCCAGAAGACUUUUAUCGCCGGAACAACAUGGCCGAAACAGAUGAUUGAUGAUGUAAACAAAAACUGAGACCAGCAGACGUGUCUGCAGUCUGGACGCAUUUUAAUAUAUCUGACAACCAUGGAAAGCAGUUAGCAUAGUGUGUAAUACGAACAUUUCAAGAGGGGGUGCAUCUGCAAAGAGUUGCUUCAUGUCUUCACGUGAUAGCUGGUCUCAAGCUGGGGGCCUGUGGAUGGUUAUCAGUCCUGGUGGAUCAGUAUUUGGACUUUCUAAUCUUCAUGUGGGAAAGGACUGACUCUCAUGAACUAGUCGAGUUCAGCCGAUGAUGCUGCACUUUGAUUUAGAGUGGGGAAACUUUGCCACUUUGAGGAAGUUUCACAAAUGUCAGCCUGCAGUGACGAGAUCUGAUCCUCCAGCUCAGAGUUCAUCUGAAACAGUCUAGGUACUUUAGAGUCCAGGGAGUCCUUGGAUUUAACGAUCAGUCCAGCAAAGUUCUGAAAGCGUGUGUCGAAGUUUGACUGGACAUCAUCAGUUUGUUCUCUGAGUCACGGCUGUCAAGCUGUCCGACUGACUGGUGCGUGUUACAUUUUGGGUUUGACAGACUGGCAGUUAAACGUGUCAGGUCAGUGGUUAGUACACUGACAGACUGUUUCCUCACAGUGACAGACUGUUUAUCAUCUCUUACAGGCUGAUUUGAUGACUGACAGACUGUUAAUCAUCUCUUACAGGCUGGUUUGAUGACUGACAGACUGUUUCAGGAUAGUUUUAGACUUUGUGGGACUGGUUUACUGGAUGUUUGAACUCUGUGGGUUUUUUCUCCUUGCAGGUGGUCUUCAGGCGGUGGCGGAGCUGCUGCAGGUGGACUGUGAGAUGUUUGGUCUCCGUAGCGAUCACUACAGCGUGACGCUGCGACGUUAUGCAGGCAUGGCGCUUACUAACCUUACCUUCGGAGAUGUAGCCAAUAAGGUGAGAGGAAACAAACACACCUUAUCCAUCGUUACUGUAUUGAUAUGUUGGGGACCAAUCAGAUCAGAGCAUUCUGUUUUUCCCAUCAGGCCACACUGUGCUCCAUGAAGGGCUGCAUGAGAGCCAUGGUUGCUCAGCUGAAGUCUGACAGUGAAGACCUGCAGCAGGUAAGCUCACCUGUGCUCACCUGCUCUGCGGUCUUUAUUAUAGAGAAUGGUAACCAAUCAGGACUUGUCUGGAUCUUUGGUCUUAGGUGAUAGCGAGUGUGCUCAGGAACUUGUCAUGGCGUGCAGAUGUCAACAGUAAAAAGACGCUUCGUGAGGUGGGCAGUGUGCGAGCGCUGAUGGGCUGUGCUCUUGAGGUCCAGAAGGUAACACAACACUCUCCUGCUCGUUAGUUUUCUUUUUCUUUUUUUUUUUAUUACAAGAAACGAGCUCUCCUCUCCCCGCUCAGGAGUCCACGCUGAAGUCCGUACUGAGCGCACUCUGGAAUCUGUCGGCUCACUGCACUGAGAACAAGGCUGAUAUCUGCGCUGUGGACGGAGCGCUAGCCUUCCUGGUGGGAACACUGACACACCGCAGCCACACCAACACACUCGCCAUUAUUGAGAGCGGUGGAGGAAUUCUGCGUAACGUGUCCAGCCUCAUCGCCACUAACGAGGCACACAGGUAAACACCUGAACACGAACACCUCACAGGUAAACACCUGAACACAAACGCUGUAUCACCUCUUUUCCCUGUGUGUUGUCUUGCAGGCAGAUCCUGCGUGAACAUGGCUGCCUGCCGACUCUGCUGCAGCACCUGAAGUCUCACAGUUUGACGAUCGUCUCAAACGCCUGUGGGACACUAUGGAAUCUGUCCGCCAGGGACGCCAAAGACCAAGAGGCCCUUUGGGAACUUGGUGCAGUGGGGAUGCUGCGCAACCUUAUUCACUCUCGGCACAAGAUGAUUGCCAUGGGCAGCGCCGCUGCCCUGCGCAACCUGAUGGCUAACCGGCCCGCCCGCUACAAAGAUGCCAGUGUGUUGUCCCCUGGUGCUGGCGCCCCCUCACUGCAUGCUCGCAAACAGAAGGCUCUGUUUGAGGAGUUGGACGCCCAGCAGCUGUCAGAAACGUUUGACAACAUAGACAAUCUGAGCCCUAAGGCCGCUCACAGGAAGGGGCGGGGCUGUAGUAGUGCUGGAGGAGCAGGAAGCACAACACGCUCAUAUGCAAACACACCAGUGCUCUCCAGCCCCAAGAAUGGAGAUGGAUCCAAGAGGGCGAGCGAGGAUACGACGUAUGUCCGGCCAGUCUUCCCUCCCAGCGUUCGAGCCUCCAGCGAUAGCCUCAACAGCGUGACGAGCGCUGACGGCUACGGGAACCGAGGCAAGACCAAACCCUCAUCAGACCCUUUCUUAUCGGAUGAGAGUGGGGCCAACAAAUGCUGCGUCUACAGGAAGUACCCAGCUGACCUGGCUCACAAGAUCCGCAGUGCCAACCACAUGGCGGAUGAUGAUGGGGCAGAGCUGGACACACCCAUCAACUACAGCCUUAAAUACUCAGAUGAACAGCUGAACUCUGGACGACAGAGCCCCAGUCACCGCAGCGUAAUCGAAAGCGACGAAGAUGUCCAGCAGGAGGCCCGGCUAAGAAGGAGGAAUGAUGGAGGAGAGUCGUCAACCAGUGGUCACAUGGCACCUGUUCCAUCAUGCUUUGUUUCAUCCACAGCAGCGCCAAACUACAGCGGUGACACCACAGGAGAACAGCCAAUCGAUUAUAGCCUAAAGUACGGAGCUGACGCCCCUCGCAAACCACUGUUCAAGCCUGAAACCACUACUGCCCCGGCAGUGCCCUCUCCCCAGCCAUCAUCUGCCAACAAGCUCCGCCCCCCUCCAUCCCAAACCAAUCGUACAGCAUCAAAAAGCAACCAGGAGUCCACUCAAACGUACUGUGUGGAGGACACACCCAUCUGCUUCUCUAGAGGAAGCUCUCUGUCCUCGCUGUCUUCAGAAGAGGAGGAAGAAGAUGGUGAUGUCGUGGGAAGGAAGAGGAGAGGCGGGAGCGUCAUCAGUGGUGGUGGUGGAGGUAACGACUACCCGACACUUCCUGUCAGUGAGAAAGAUGCUCAUGAGCAGCAGCAGAGGCAGCAGAAAGAGGCAGAGAGCCAAACGGCCGCCACGGCUCCUACCACACGAGGAAGAAGAGGUCACCAUCAUCAUCAUGGCCACCAUCACCACCACCAUCACCACGUGACAUCAUCAGGUGCCAGGACCCCUAAGAGCCCCCCGGAGCUCCCAUAUGCCCAGGAGACACCGCUGAUGUUCAGUCGCUGCACAUCCGUCAGCUCUCUUGACAGUUUCUCUACCUCCUCCAUCGCCAGCUCGGUGCGUUCCAGCGAGCCGUGCAGUGGAAUGCCAAGUGGAGUGGUCAGCCCUAGUGACCUGCCUGACAGCCCGGGACAGACCAUGCCACCAAGCCGUGCCAAGACGCCACCAUUACCGCCAGCGAUCCAGAAAAAGAAGGAGGAGGAGAACGUGAAAACGAAGGAGGUGGAGGAGGAGAGCAGCCCAGACGUUCUGCUGCACUUUGCCACAGAGAGCACGCCACACGGCUUUUCCCGAGCCUCCAGUCUGAGCGCGCUCAGUCUCGAUGAGCCGUACAUCUCAGCAGAAAUGAAGAAGAAGGAGGAGCAGGAGGGAGGGAACGGGGAGAUAAAAGAGGAAGUGACACAACCCAUCCUUGAUGAAUCAGACGACGAUGACGAUAUUGAGAUCCUUGAGGCGUGCAUCAACAUGGCGAUGCCUAAAUCGUCACGGAAACCAAAGAAACAGCAGCAGGCAGCGCAACGCAAACCCAGCCAGCUCCCUGUUUACAAGCUCCUCCCCCCUCAGAACCGAGCCCAGUCACAGCAGAGGAAGGAACCCCCACCACCACCGCCACCAGAGGAAGUGCCGAGGGUUUACUGUGUGGAAGGAACACCGCUGAACUUCUCAACCGCCACAUCCCUCAGUGACCUUACUAUUGAUUCUCCACCCAAUGAGAUGGUGGCAGCAGCUAGCAAUCCUGUAGCCCCGCCCACCUCCGCCCAAAGGAGACAGGCGGGACUUCCUGAGGGUGAGAAUGGUGAUGACAUCCUUGCAGAGUGCAUCAGUGCCGCCAUGCCAAAAGCCAAACCCAGGAAACCAAUCAGAACAACAUCCAACACUGAAACCCUCCAAACCCCGCCCCUUCCACCCCCUCUGCCUCCUCUGGCUCCACCUACUCAGCAGCAGAAGAAAAAGCCAACAUCCCCGGUGAAGCCAAUGCCUCAGCGGGCAGCUUACAGUGUUGCCUCAGCAGCGGUUACCAAAGCAAAGCCAGGGUUCGCCUUUGACUCACCACGACACUACACGCCCAUAGAGGGAACGCCAUGCUGCUUCUCUCGUAAUGACUCGCUAAGCUCCCUUGAUUUUGACGAAGACGAGGGUGGUGAGAAGGAUGACGAGGAAAAGAAAACAAAUGAAGAAGAAGGUCGGAAAAGAAAGCAGCAGACAGCAGCUGUUGUCCCAAGGACCAAACCCGCAGCAAACGGGACGGCGUCCGAUGAGAAGCAGAAGUUUGCUAUUGAGGACACGCCAGUCUGCUUCUCUAGGAACUCAUCUUUAAGCUCGCUGAGUGACAUCGACCAGGAGAACAACAACAAGGAGUUUGCUUCUCCAGCUCCACCGCCACUACCUGAGAGGCAAGAUGGAGGCAAAACUACUACUGAGUCCCCCUCCACACAAGCAGAUCCAAAGUCCCGCCCCUCUGCUGCCACCUGCUACGCCCCUAAAGCGUUUCAUGUGGAAGACACACCAGUCUGCUUUUCCAGAAACUCGUCUCUGAGCUCGCUCAGCAUCGACUCCGAGGACGACCUCCUGCAGGAGUGCAUCAGCUCUGCCAUGCCCAAGAAAAAGAAGAAAGUUUCUGCUGCCACAGCCGUUCCCAUGGCAACUACAGCUCUGCCUCCUGACCCCAAACCUGAAGACAGCAUCAUGGCAGAAGAGGAACCAUCAGAGGUGCCCAGGAGCCCUGCCUCCCCUGACUCAGAGUCUUUUGACUGGAAAGCAAUCCAAGAAGGCGCAAACUCCAUCGUCAGCAGCCUGAAUGCUGCUGCCGCCUCGUCACUUUCUCGCCAGCCAUCUUCCGACUCCGACUCAGUGCUGUCCCUGAAGUCUGUGGGCUCACCGUUCCGCCUGCCGGCAGUCAGUACGAACGCAGAGGAGGAGGAAGAGGGGGAAGGGAAGGAGACGAAGCGAGGAGCGAGGAUCCUCAGGGGUGGAGAACGCACAACACUGGAGGCCAAAAAGAAGAAGGAGGAGGAAGAAGAGGAGGAGGAGGCGAAGGCGUUGAGAGGCGGGAAGAAGGUAUACAGGAGUCUGAUCACAGGUAAACCAAGGGCGGAGCCAGUAGCAAGGGGGCGGAGCAAACCCAGGGCUGCUGCUCUGGCAAAAGCUCCAGGAGGAUCUGAUGGUGCUGACAGAGGGGGUGGGUCCUCCCGGGACUCCACCCCUUCUCGCCCCUCUACAGCAGCCAAUCAUAAAGGUGGAAAGCUGUCUCAGCUGCCUCGCACUGCGUCCCCGGGAAGCGUAUCAUCGUCGUCCACGGCCUCCAGAACGGUCAAACAGAGCGGAGUGGUGAGGAGUGCCGGCAUCCCACGGAGUGAGUCUGCAUCCCGGGUUGGCAGCUCUACAGCUGCCAAGAAACAAAAGGCGGAGCCAGAGAAGCCGGUGCUGGUCCGUCAAUCGACUUUCAUCAAAGAAGCUCCAAGCCCAACACUGAAGAGGAAGCUGGAGGAGUCUGCAGCGGCAGCCGUGGUGACCGCACCCUUAGAAUCUCCAUCCAGCCCAGAGUCACUGCUACCACCAACAACUAGGAGACAUGACGUUAACCGCUCACACUCUGAGAGCCCAUCACGCCCACAGGAAGUGACUUCAUCAAGAUUCAGCCGUACAGGCACAUGGAAACGUGAAAAUGGUGGCAGUAGCACAGGAGGAAGUGGGGGAAAACAUUCAACAUCUCUGCCACGGGUUGGCACAUGGAAGCGGACAGGAAGUUCCUCCUCAGUACUCUCAGCAUCCUCAGAGUCCAGUGAAAAGGGGCGAAGUGAGGAGGACUGCGCUGCCAGGUCAAAGGGGACCUGGAGGAAGACCAAGAGUGGCAGCAAUGAUGCUUCAGGGGGGCGGAGUUUCACUGACAAAGCAGAAGAUGUUUGGGUUCGUCUGGAGGACUGCCCUGUCAACAAUCCCAGGUCCGCCUCUUCCUGUUCAGCACGCUCUCCCACCACCGCCAACGCUCCACCGGUUAUUGACAGUCCCACCUUCUCCAAGAUCCCCUCCUCCUCCUCCUCCUCAUCCUCAAACCUCAACCUUCGCCAGAGCUGUGAGAGCCUGGACGACAAACCGCUACCUGAGCGCCAUCAGCCGCAGCAGCAACAGAGUCAUCAACAACAGCAGCCGCAGCAACGCGCUCAGCAGCGCAGUGGCGCUGUGGCGGCCAGGGUCAGCCCUUUCAACUACACCCCAAGCCCAAGGAAGAGCAACACUGACACCACCACAGCCACAGCUACAUCCACAGCCACUACAACCUCAUCCACCACCCCCACCCGCCCAUCACUCAUCCCCACACCUAUCACCAAGAAACGUGAGCCCAAGGGCGGGGAGGGCGGUGGCAGCAGCAGCAGUGGUGGCGGCGGUGGAGGUAGCAGUGAGCGUGGCUCAUAUAUUGUGACAUCAGUAUAA